Messenger RNA from Gymnodraco acuticeps, 650 nucleotides. RefSeq lists its product as uncharacterized. NCBI's taxonomy places the organism in Eukaryota, Metazoa, Chordata, Actinopteri, Perciformes, Bathydraconidae. The record is from RefSeq and is a predicted model, not a curated record. The transcript has 4 exons. Bases 1 to 579 code for a protein of 192 amino acids.
AUGGACGGUCGAGUGCCCGUCCUCCCGCAGGACAACCAGACAGGAAGGAGAGUCUCUGCCCGCCAGAGGAGGCCUGCAGUCUGCAGACAGUGUUCCUGCUGCAGGGACGACCAGGUGCCACAUACAAAGCGCCGGCGCCCUGCUGCUUCUGCAGACCUUCCCCAGAAAAGGAAGCAGACCUCCGCGGCUCUUCCUCCUAAACCUGCUGACCUGCCACCUGUCUCUAAUGUGGCCUCCAGCCCCCGGACCUCCAAUGCUCCCCUGCACCUCGAAGACCCUAUUAGGAUCCACAACCGCUCAGUCGAGGAGUACCAGCUCAUCUACCAUGAAGUUGUGGAUAACAUGCUGAGGUUCCCGGACGGUCGCCUGCGUCCAUAUAGUUUGGGUCUGGGUCGUCGUAUCAAGCAGAAGCUGUGGGAGCGACUGGACCGUCCGAUGUUCACAGAGACAGUGGAUGAAGACGGUCUGGUCCAUGUGGACGUGUCCUACGGUGCUGGAGUCCAGCCUCCGCUCUACAACGUGGAUGUUUCUGGUGAACCAGAGCCCGAAUAUCCACCAGCAAAAAGGGCAAAGCACUAAGACACACUCUCAUAAGCUGACAUGUCUAAUAAUACUGUGCUUUAAGUUUAGUUUAGUUUUUUUUAAAGUAU